AUGCGCGAGCUGGAUGCCAGCGGUAAUGUCGACCUUCGCAUGGACCGUCCCAUCGUGCUCCAUGACGUGAACAAGCCAAUGCGCACGAGCCGCCGUGCGAACAUGGCCCAUCACCUCUUCCCAGCUCUUGAAGUAGAUGACCGCAGCGUGGAUGGGGCGUGGCCCGGGGAGCGGAGUAGAGGCAAUAGUCAACACACCGACAACGCAAUGCGUGGUGGUAACCCUGCCAGUAUCGCACCCGUUUCAGAACAUAUUACACGUUCUAGAGCAGGUGCUGCUGGCAGGGCUGGUAAUGCAGCCUCUGUAGAUCAGACUGCUGUUUCGCCGCACCCUUCUGCAACAACAAAGCGUACAGAGAAGCGUGGAUCUGAUCCUAGAAACAACGACACUGCCUUGGUUCAAGAUGGCAGCACUCGAGUUGUAAUGUCCGCAAAGACACGUAAUCCCACUAGUAGUCGAUGUGCAACCUCGGGUGUGCGGCUGCACCAGGCUCGUCAGAGUUCGAAUUCCAUGGAUAUUGACCCUGCUCCAGUCGACAUCCCUCAGAGUAGCAGGUCAAAGGAGAAGCGGAAGCGCAGCCAGUCAACGAGCGCGGACGCAUUGCCUGAUCAGGAAGUAUAUGGUCUGCAACGGGACGCGUCACUUUUGCAGGAGGGUCCCCUCGUGUCCUAA
Messenger RNA from Trametes versicolor FP-101664 SS1, 672 nucleotides. RefSeq lists its product as uncharacterized. The record is from RefSeq and is a predicted model, not a curated record. The transcript is spliced from 5 exons. NCBI's taxonomy places the organism in Eukaryota, Fungi, Basidiomycota, Agaricomycetes, Polyporales, Polyporaceae. Bases 1 to 672 code for a protein of 223 amino acids.